Messenger RNA from Closterium sp. Naga37s-1, 2145 nucleotides. Lineage: Eukaryota; Viridiplantae; Streptophyta; Zygnematophyceae; Desmidiales; Closteriaceae. The record is from the annotation of a GenBank genome assembly.
AUGGCUCCAUCCGUUAUAGGCACAGGUCGGUACAAUCACUUCCAGGCAGCAGAUUCCGCAGCAGCAGCAGGAGGAGCGGGAGCAGAUACCACCAACGGCGGCGCAGGCGUUACAUUGGGCGUUACAUCUCACUCGGGCGUAACAUCUAUGUCGCUAGACUCGCCCCCACCGCACGCCCAAUGGCACGUCGCCAGCUGUCAGUCCCCCCCCACGUGUCCCCGCAUGGCCCCCUGCCUCGGUUCUCCAGGUCUGCAGCCGCCAGGGCUGGGGGAAGAUCGGGGGGAGGGAGAUGGUGGGGAUGGGGAGACAGGGGAAGCGGGGGAGGGGUGGCUGGAGGAGGGCAGCAGCAGCGGUGACAGGGGGAGUGAGGGGAAAGGCAGGGGAGGGGGCGUGUGGGUGUGCGAGAACCCACAAUAUGUGGAUCUGGUGGGGGUGGGGGGGGGAGCGGGGGGAAUCGGGGGAAGCAGCGGGGGAGGCGGGGGAGUGCAGUGGGCGGAGUGGGCGGGGAGGGUGCAUGAGCUGGCAGGCGUGUUUGUGAGUGGUGAGGGGCGGGUGUUCAACUCAACCCACGUUUUCCAUGCCAAUGGCUGCCACGGGCUCACCCAGUUCUUCUACCCUUUCGGCACCCGGGUAACCAUCCACGAUACCCUCGUCAAUCUCCUCGUCCCCAGAGGCCACGUGGCAGCUGCUGACGUGGCAGGCAGCAGAGACAGGAGCGGGGCAACGGUGUUACAACUGGCACCGCUGCUGCUGCAAGUGGCGCCGUUUCUGAGAGAGAAUCCGGAGUUGCCGCUGCUGCUGGGGCAGGCACGGCUCCCUCGCCUGCUCGCCUCUGCAUCUCUCAAUGCAACCAUCGUCGCGCCUCCUGCUGCUGACGAGCUCUUCUUUGUCAGGCGCCUCAUUCAGCCCACCCAGCAGCACUGCGGCCGUCUGAGCCCCUCAGUGUGGACCCACCUUCGAUCCUCCUUCCUCCUCCACCCUUCCUCUAACCACCUGCCCCUGCUUCAACCUGAUUGGUCGCUGCGGCCGGCAGUGGGCGGCACAUACCAGGACAAACGCAGCCACCCGGACAGUAGUGAAAAGGAGGAUGACAGUAGUGGUAUUGGAGAGGAGAGUGGGGGGAGGGAUAGGGUGGAAGGAGAGGGAGAGGAAGGGCAAGAGGGGAGUGUGAAGGGAGUGAGGGAGGAGGGGAAGGUGGUGGUGGUGGCGAUGCCUCGUGGCGUCCAGAUGGCGGAGUUUGAUUGGCUCGUGGGUCUGCUGAGGCAGCAGUUUGGGGAGAGCAACGUCACUGUGCCGCUUCUCUCCAACCCCUUGCCCGACCCGUUCCUUUCGUCUUCUUCCAUCAUCCAAUCCCUGAGUGCCACGUGUCACCUGCACGUCGUCUCUGUGCCGUCCGAGCGGCUGAAUUUCAAACCUCUGCCGAAGCUGUGGCUCGUCACCGAGCCUGAGGCUCGGGAGGAUGGGGAAAUGGAUCUAGGAGAUUCCCAAGGAGGAGGAUCGGCAGUAGGUGCGGAGGGGGGGAGUUUGGGGAAGGACGCUGUUGGAGAUGCAGAUGAGAGGAGGGAAAAUGGUGAUGAGAAUAGUGAUGAUGCUGAUUGGGGAGAGGAAGCCGAGGAAGAGAGGGAAGGAGAGACCAAGUCUAUGCAGGUAGAAGGGAAGCGUGAAGAAGCGGAGGAGGAGAGAGGAGAGAAAGAGGAGGAUGUGGGAGGGAUCCGGAUUACCUGGAGCAGAGAGGACCUGGGGGAGGCUGUAUCUGAGGCAUGCCUUCACCUGGGCUUGGAUUGUCUUCGGCUUGGAAGCAGAGGAGCAGCAGAAGAGCGAGUGAGUGAAGCAGAGAGGAAGAAAAGGGAGAGGCUGGAGAAGCGAUUGCGGAGGCGGGAGGCUGAGGCCUGGAAGCCCGCGGCUUCCGCCAUGCCCGCAGCUUCCCCCUACGCUAGAGACUUCCGCGCGACGGAAAAUAAAUUCGUUGCGGGCGUUCUCUCCGCUCCCCCCAUCACCAUGCUUCGCACAGCGCAUUCACCGCCGAGGGGACUCGUUACUGGUGAGGAGGGUGCGGGGAGUGAGGGGGAUGAGGGGGGCGAGGGGGGUGCGGGGGGUGAGGGGGGUGACGGGGGUGCGGGGAGUGGUGGGGGUGAGGGGGGGUGA